Messenger RNA from Neoarius graeffei (lesser salmon catfish), 1491 nucleotides. RefSeq names its product neuropilin and tolloid-like protein 1. Lineage: Eukaryota; Metazoa; Chordata; Actinopteri; Siluriformes; Ariidae. The transcript is spliced from 9 exons. Bases 1 to 1491 code for a protein of 496 amino acids. The record is from RefSeq and is a predicted model, not a curated record. Gene Ontology annotation, molecular function: protein binding.
AUGGUUCCGAGAACUCUGCUGCUCGUUUUUGCAGUUCUCCUUAAACCUGGGUUUUCUGGAACACUAACAGGUUCAAAGAGGACGUCAGUUAAAAACAACUCCGGGGUGAUGCCAGAGGGCCUGUGUGGUGUCUGGGUUAAAGAACCUGAUGGAGGUUCUUUCACGUCUCCUAAUUAUCCUGAGAAAUAUCCUCCUGAUAGAGAAUGCACAUACAUAAUAGAAGCAUCUCCGAGACAAUGCAUUGACUUGUACUUUGAUGAACAGUACGCCAUAGAGCCAUCUUGGGAGUGCAAGUUUGACCACAUCGAAGUUCGAGACGGCCCUUUCAGCUCUUCGCCCAUUAUCGGUCGAUACUGUGGGCAGCAGAGCCCGAUGUAUGUGAGGUCCAGUGGGAGAUACCUUUGGAUUAGAUUUGUUGCGGACAGUGAACUUGAGGCCAUUGGGUUUUCUGCAAGAUACAAUUUCACUCAAGAUCCUGAGUUUAAAGAUUUUGGAACUCCUCUGUCACUGCCACUGUGUGAUUUUGAGAUGAGUGGGCCCGAGGGCAUCAUUGAAUCUGCUGUGGUGGAAAAGGAAAGCAAAGCUCUGCAAACGGAGGCUGUGGACUGCAAGUGGUUCAUUGAAGCAGCACCUGGCUCAAAGAUCUACCUACGCUUCCUGGAGUACGAGAUGCAGAACUCUAAUGAGUGCAAGCGCAACUUUGUGGCGGUGUACGAUGGCAGCAGCUCAGUUGAGCACCUGAAGAAUAAAUUUUGCAGCACGGUGGCCAACGAUGUUAUGCUGCUCACAUCAGUAGGCGUCAUCCGCAUGUGGGCUGAUGAAGGCAGCCGCAAAAGUCGCUUCCGUAUCCUGUUCACCACCUUCACAGAACCUCCAUGCGAGGAAGAUGCUUUCUUCUGUCACAGCAACAUGUGCAUUAACCACACUCUAGUGUGUAAUGGUAUCCAGAACUGUGUCUAUCCUUGGGAUGAGAAUGGCUGCAAAGAGAAAAGGAAAGCCACCAUCUUGGACAAGCUGGACCACACCAACAUGACCAUAAUUGGGGUGACCUGUAGUGUCGUGCUUGUCCUGCUCACAGUGUCAAUCAUCAUCCAGGUCAAGCAACCGCGCAGGAAGUACCUUGUGAGACAGGAUGAAUUGGACCCGGCACUGUUGCCUGAGCCCCUUGAGCCACCACAUUAUGAGCUGUGUGCUCUAAGGAGCAUGGCGUCUACUGAGGACUUCCCUGGGCUGCGUCGCUCCUCCUCCAAGUGCAUUCACGGGCACCACUGUGGCUCUCAGGCAUCCAACGACAGCCGCACUGACCUGAGCCUGGGUGUCCUCGCUGAGACAGCCAGUAACUCAUGCAGAAGCAUCGUGGUGAUGAAGCACAGCCACUCACUCGAGGACACUGAGGUAUGUGAGCUAGACGAUGAAAUGGAGGAUGAGAACAUGGAAGAGCAGCCAUGGAGGACUGUCAACGGACAUGAGCAUUCGGUCCAUGUGCAAUGA